GGGACAGUCCGGCCCGACGGGGCCACCUGGAGGCUCCUUCCUCCCCCUCCUCUUCCUCCUGUGUGGGUUACGAGAAGAUCGGCAUCAACCCUGUUAUCCAAUCCAAUGGACAGAGUACAACGGGGAACCUGUGACCCAGAAACGGAACACCAGCAUGACGAUCACUGCUGCUUGGACUGCCCACCAGGGACCCACGUCCUCAACCAUUGUGCCAUCCCCCACACCAUCGGCAGCUGUCAGGCAUGCCCCCUUGGAGAAUAUGCCCUCAAAAGUCCACUGGAAACCUGCAUGCAGUGUGCCCAGUGCAGAGAAGACCAAGAGAUGGUGAGUCCCUGCAUUGGGAGUACCAACACCAAGUGCCAGUGUAAAAAGGGAUACUACUGUGAGGCACCCGACUGUGAGAUGUGUCAGCGCUGCACAGAGAGGUGUCCAGAAGGAAUGGAGGUUCUUCAACGAUGUAACGUGACAGCAGACACACGGUGUGGGAUUCCUGGAACAGGAGGCCCACAGGAUUGGAACUGGACGCCUGUGCUUUGGGUUUGCAUUCCCAUUGUCUUCAUUCUCCCUGUCCUGGGUGUGAUUUGCUAUGGACUCUGGAAGAAGAAUCAGAGAAGGUCACUUGGCAUGGAUGAUGGACGGGCAAGUCAAGAUCUCCAAUCUGUGUCGCUGUGGUCAAGCGAAAACUAACUGGAGCUAAGUUGUCUUAGCUCCUGCUGAGAAGAGGCCCCUGAAAACUUGGGCACCUCUCUACCUCGUGGUCCAAGAUUCCUAUCUCCUCCCCCACCCCACCUCUGACAGAUACACAGUUUGGGCCAAUGGUCUCCUAUUCCUUCCUGCCCCAUCCUGGGGGUAGGACAAGUCCCAAAGUGGCUGGAGACCACUUUUCUUGUGGUGGCAGCAAGGGGCCACAUCUGAUUUGGGUUGGGGCCCAGCUGUCAGACUAGAGGGCUUUUGACCUCUGCUAACUCCAUACUCUUUGCCUCUAGCUUUAUCCAGGGUGGUUCCAGGGGUCCUUAGCUCAGGAUGCCAAAAGAGGAAAGAGCAGGCCCUGUCCCAAAUGGCAGCUGGCUUCGGGAUGGGCUCAUGGAAUCUGCCUGGAUACCUGUUAGUCACUGGGCUUGGUUCGUUUUUUAGGAGAGGUGGUGAUCAUGAGGUCAUGAGAAUGGUUGUUUCUUU
Trichosurus vulpecula (common brushtail) is the source of this 1176-nucleotide messenger RNA. Its product is annotated as tumor necrosis factor receptor superfamily member 23-like. The record is from RefSeq and is a predicted model, not a curated record. Gene Ontology annotation, cellular component: cell surface; plasma membrane. Gene Ontology annotation, biological process: immune response; apoptotic process; TRAIL-activated apoptotic signaling pathway. The transcript is spliced from 7 exons. Gene Ontology annotation, molecular function: protein binding; transmembrane signaling receptor activity. NCBI's taxonomy places the organism in Eukaryota, Metazoa, Chordata, Mammalia, Diprotodontia, Phalangeridae. Bases 106 to 687 code for a protein of 193 amino acids.